Zasmidium cellare ATCC 36951 is the source of this 453-nucleotide messenger RNA. RefSeq lists its product as uncharacterized. The record is from RefSeq and is a predicted model, not a curated record. Gene Ontology annotation, cellular component: fungal-type vacuole lumen; fungal-type vacuole membrane. The transcript is spliced from 2 exons. Gene Ontology annotation, molecular function: ubiquitin protein ligase binding. Lineage: Eukaryota; Fungi; Ascomycota; Dothideomycetes; Mycosphaerellales; Mycosphaerellaceae. The coding region runs from base 1 to 453 and encodes 150 amino acids. Gene Ontology annotation, biological process: endosome transport via multivesicular body sorting pathway.
AUGUGCGGUAGCGACGUCUUUCUCGGCCUCAUCGCCAUCCUCUUCCCACCCAUCGCCGUCUGGGUAAAGCGGGGAAUCUGCAGCGCCGAUUCCCUCAUUAACAUCGCCCUAUGCUGUCUCGGCUUCCUUCCCGGCCUCCUCCACGCCUGGUACAUCAUCGCCAUAACGCCCGAACCUACCUACGAACAACUCGCGCAACAAGACGCCGAGCGCGGCACCGUCACCUACUACUACGUCCAGUCGCAACCCGCAUACGCACCCCAACAGGGAGGCUCAUCACAGAGGGGCUAUGGAACCGUGAACAACAGCACCCCGAACUCGCAGUUCCCGGCGCAGCAGCAGGGUGUUGUCCCACAGCCCGCGCAGGCACCAAAGGCUGGCGGCUCGAGUGAGGAGGUGCCGCCAUCGUAUCAGCAGGCCGUGGCGGGGGACAAUAAGAUUCAGGGACCUUGA